AUGGUGUCUCAAAGCGUGGAGACUCGCAGAUUACAAACUGACACGAUAGAGACUUCUGAUGGUGAUGAUUCAGAUACGAGUUGUUGUGCAACCUGUUCCUCAGCUCCUCAGCAAUAUGUACGGAUAGCCACUUGGCCAACAGCUGCGGAAACUCUAAAGUCGUAUGCAAACAUGUACAAUUCUCUUCACAAAGAUGCUCUCAAGAUUUUAGUGGAUACCAUUCCUUCGAUUCGCGAUUUGCAAGAUUCCAUUGAACUUACCAAAACAUCUCUGGCCAUUGACAGUCAUCCCCGAGUAGAUGGAUAUGUGGUACCGCCCAUGCUGCUUGGAACAUUAUCAGAAGAACUGGCCUCUCUUGAUUUUGCCACGGAAAACUACUUGCCCAUCUAUGAACAUUUGACGACUGUGGAUGGGACAACUGCAGCGAUUCCACUCUUUGCCGGAAACCAGCUAUUGUUGUUUUACAAAAAAGACUUGCUAGAAGCCAACGAAUUGGGCGACGAAGCACCACCAAAUACUUGGGAUGAAUUGACAGAAUUUGCCAAAAAGCUAGAUGGUGAUGGUUCUGUGACAGGAUUAUGUCUUGGACGAAUGAGCGAACACGCCUGUCGUCAACGAUCCAGUAUAACUGGAAUGCCAUGUCACUCUCAAAGCAUGUCAUAUUGGAGCAUGGUCCUGGCUUCAUUAGCACAAAGUGCAGGGGCAUCUUCAGGCUGGUUGUUCAAUGUCAAAUUGAAUGGGAAAAUUGUGCCACUGUUGAAUCAAACUUUGCAACCAGCCUUGAAUAUCAUUGAGGAACAGCUCCAAUAUGGUGGCGCUGAUGCAUUGGAGAGUGAUUCCUUGGAUAACCUGAAAGGUUUCCGACAAGGGGCUUGUGCGAUGACGAUAUUGGGCCAUCAUCCGCUCGAUUUAUUAAAGGAUCCCAAUGUGGGUGUUGCAUUGCUUCCGGGUUCUUCGAUGGUGCUGGACCGUCCAGCCGCUGCCUUGAGAGAGUGCACCUACCGCAGCUGUCCCCAUGGUCGAGUCAAUCCCAACAAACAGGGAGAAGGAGUGAAUCGAGCUCCGAUUGGAGCCUUGGACAUUGCCAUGGGGACCAUUUUGGAUGCCAGCAAUCAUAAAGGCGAGUUGAAGGAGUUCUUUGACUUUGUGGAGGAGCAUCGCUCGUUAAAUGAUGAGAUGGGCGGAGGACGACAGCCACUAACGUAUGACGAGUUGAGAGCUCUUACCGAAAUUGAUCCUGACUUGCAAGCCUACGCUGGUCUCAUUGAAACUACGACAAGUGAUCCAAAUGUGGCUUGGCCAUUGACGAUUCCAGGCUCGUUUGAUCUCUUGUCAGAAUUGGAUCAACAAGUCUACAACUAUUUGGUCCAGGACAAUCACACCGCUGACGCAAGCAAGGACUUAGUCCGGAAGGUAGACAGGGCGUGGGGUAUCCGAAUGCAGCAACAAGAUAGUCGAGUGCACGCUACUCCUUUAUCCAUCCUUUACCAAAGAUCAUUGCAGGGCGUCGUGACAGAAGAGAAGAUCGAUCUGUACAUUGGCAUUGGAUUCCGUCUUGUUUGCUGGGCGAUGGGUGGUUUUGCCUGUCUUCUUUCAAUAGCUUUUGCCAUUUGGGUGUAUGUGAAUCUAGAUCAGCGGGUGGUGAAAGCGUCGCAACCUCUGUUCUUAUGGUUGGUUUGUGCAGGGGCGUUCAUCAUGGCUUCCUCUAUAUUCCCAUUCGGAAUUGAAGACGAUAUUGUUUCCUAUCGCGGAGCUUCCAUUUCGUGCAUGUCCAGUAUGUGGCUAUAUGCACUUGGAUUUGUCAUGAUGGUUUCCGCACUUUAUUCCAAGAUUUGGCGAAUCAAUCGGAUCUUUCGAUACGCUCACAAAAUUCGGCAAAUCAGAAUCGAGAAAAAGCACAUUAUGGUUCCAUUUGGUUUUCUAUUUUCCAUCAACUUUUUAUUGCUGGUAAUUUGGACAAUAGUAGAUCCAUAUGAAUGGAUCCGUGAGGAGGCAAAUCCAGGGUUCACGAAUGGAUUUUGUAACUCGGAUCACUACUGGGCCUUCAUCGCCAUGUUAGUGUUCGCCAACUUGCUUGUCGCCUGCUAUACUCUGAUCCAAGCGUUCGAGUGUCGAAAAUUGUCAACUGAAUACGGAGAAAGCAAUUGGAUUGGUUUUUCCUUGGCCUUCAUUGUUCAAGUCUGGUUGAUUGGGCUUCCCAUUCUGCAACUGACCGGAACCACACCUGACUGGCUCUUUCUUACAAAAACAUGCAUUGUUUUCUUUAGUUGCGUGAGCACCUUGCUCUGUGUAUUUAUUCCCAAGAUCCAGUACUUACGGGAUGAGGCAACAAAAGAAGACAACGAAAGACAACUGAGUGGUAGUGGAAGAACUAGCAUGUUUGGGGCAGUGGUGAAGCCCUUCCAAUCCGGCUUUGGAAUGAUUCGCAUGGGGUCGCAAUAUAUGAUCUCCCGAUCCUCGCAACACAAUACUUCCGAAAACAUGGAAAAAAGGAAGAACAGGACUUCGGGAGUGAUUGGCAUUCGAAUUGUUCGAGCUUCCGGAGAGUACGCCCAAGAUAUGGAAAAAUUGCAAAAGAAUCUCAAGACUGCGGAAUCCCGAAGACGAAUGCUGCAAGACCAACUGGAAGGCCUUCAGGAACAAUUUGAGCAGUACAUCAUAUCCCAUCAUCCUCAUGGUGCCCACGUUGGGGCCCAUAUGGAUGCACUCGCAAACUCAGAAAGAACUAAGUGA
This is a messenger RNA of Cylindrotheca closterium, 2733 nucleotides long. Lineage: Eukaryota; Bacillariophyta; Bacillariophyceae; Bacillariales; Bacillariaceae. The record is from the annotation of a GenBank genome assembly.